CAUUGGGGAGUGAGAGUUGGCAAAGCAAAAGCCAUCGCAAUCUCAUUCUUCAUUCUUCAGCCCACAGAGAGAGUCAUCAAUCUAAACAAAAUUGGGUUCCAAAGGAACAGACGGACAAUCAAAGGAAUAGGAUUUGCAACGAUGCAUGUACUCUAGUACAGAAAUUGUAUAUAUAUAUUGUUGUCAGUGUCACCAACACCAAACUCUCUCUCUCUCUCUCUCUACGCUAAUUAAGGUUCAUUGGGCAUUGGCGGAUUCUAUUUCCUUUUCUCAAUACCCAAUUUGCUUCUUCUUCAUGGAAGCACUCUCCUUCAUCAUCCCCAAAGACUCUUGUUCUCUUCUCCUUCUCACUCCUUCUUCAUAUUCCUCUUCGUCUGUCAGAACUCCGCCGCCGCCACUUGCUUUCUUCAAAACCACCCAACACUCUCACUCGCCUCACCUUCUCCGUCUUCGCGUUUUUGCCCUCCCUAACCCCGACGCCGAUAAACCCACCAACGACUUCGCUUUAGCGUCUCAUCCUCAGGAAAAUUUAAGCCAUUCUGAGACUGAGAGUUCCGAAGAUGAUCAAGAUGCUCCACCACAAAUGGACAUGUCGUGGUCAACGAUCACAGCCCCAGCUGGAAGUGGAUCCGGUGGUGGCACCAGGGCUGGACUUUUCAGAACACCCAUUUCUGGUGGCGUGCAGAGUGCCACCUCAGCUCACGGUUUACCUAGACCGGCUUUAGCAGUACGGAAUUUGAUGGAGCAGGCAAGAUUUGCUCAUUUGUGCACUGUAAUGUCUCGUAUGCACCACCGACGAGAAGGAUAUCCAUUUGGUUCUCUGGUUGAUUUUGCACCAGACUCAACGGGUCAUCCAAUAUUUUCAUUUUCUCCUCUUGCAAUUCACACAAGGAAUUUGUUGGCUGACCCAAGAUGCACACUGGUUGUCCAGAUACCUGGAUGGAGUGGCUUGUCCAAUGCAAGGGUAACUCUUUUUGGGGAUGUCUAUCCACUUCCAGAAGAUCAACAGGAAUGGGCUCAUAAGCAGUAUAUUGCAAAACAUCAACAGGGUCCUUCUCAACAGUGGGGCAACUUCUACUAUUUUAGGAUGCAGAAUAUAAGUGACAUAUAUUUCAUUGGAGGCUUUGGUACUGUUGCUUGGGUGGAUGUAAAGGAAUAUGAAACCCUUCAACCUGAUAAGAUUGCAGUUGAUGGUGGUGAACAGUAUUUAAAGGAACUCAAUGCUAUCUUCUCAAAACCCCUAAAGAAACUUCUAUCUAGUGAGACUGAGGUAGAUGACGCUGCACUCAUAUCUAUAGACAGCAAAGGAACUGAUAUUAGGGUCCGUCAAGGUGCUCAGUUCAACAUUCAGAGGAUAUCAUUUGAUGAAGGGCAGAGUGUAGAAACAUUGGAAGAAGCUAAAGCUGCUCUUCGGAAAUUAAUACACAAAGGAAAAGUGUACAAUUUGCAGAAAUAAGAUGCUGGAUGGGAUGCCCUCUUCUCCUUUUGGCUAUAGAGUAGACCAUAUAUGGAACCAUGCAACUUUCUAAUGGGACCUUUUUAGAAUGGUUAAUUUUAUACUUUUUUGCCUGGUUGACAUGCACCAGAAAGUGUAUUAUAUUCAUGCAUUUGAAAGCAUAUUUUGGUAAGAGUGGGCUUUAUUGUGGGCUAUACCACCAUAGUCAAACUAGAAAUAAUAUAUCAGAACUCAUGAAAUAAUAGUAUGAUUUUUUUCCCUCUAAA
Molecule: messenger RNA, 1722 nt
Organism: Glycine soja
Lineage: Eukaryota; Viridiplantae; Streptophyta; Magnoliopsida; Fabales; Fabaceae
Exons: 9
Coding region: 146-1456 (436 amino acids)
Source: RefSeq, a predicted model, not a curated record